AUGGACGUCAUCAAGGGCUGUAGCGGCAACAGCAAGGGCUGUAGCUGCAGCAGCAGGGCAGCAGGGCAGCAGAGCGCGUGGCGCGCAGCAGGGCUGCAGGACGCACGGGGCGCGCAGGGCACGCAGGGCAGCAGGACAGCAAGGCGCGCGGGGCGCGCAUGGCUGCAGGGCGCGCGGGGCGCACAGGGCAGCAGGGCAGCAGGGCGCACAGGGCUGCAGGGCAGCAGGGCGCGCGGGGCGCGCAGGGCUGCAGGGCGCACAGGGCGCGCAGGGCAGCAGGACAGCAGGGCGCGCGGGGCGCGCAGGGCUGCAAGGCGCUCAGGGCGCACAGGGCAGCAGGGCAGCAGGGCGCACAGGGCUGCAGGGCAGCAGGGCGCACUGGGCAGCAGGACAGCAGGGCGCGCGGGGCGCGCAGGGCUGCAGGGCGCGCAGGGCGCGCAGGGCAGCAGGACAGCAGGGCGCGCGGGGCGCGCAGGGCUGCAGGGCGCUCGGGGCGCACAGGGCAGCAGGGCAGCAGGGCGCACAGGGCAGCAGGACAGCAGGGCGUGCGGGGCGCGCAGGGCUGCAGAGCGCGCGGGGCGCACAGGGCAGCAGGGCGCACAGGGCUGCAGGGCAGCAGGGCGCGCAGGGGAUGAAGGAGAAGGGGAGGGACGGGGGGGGUUGGUGUUGCAGGUCCCCUCCCCCCCACUGCUGCACCCGCAGCAGGGGGAGGUAGGAGAAGGGGGGGGCAGGGGGGGCUGGUGCUGCAGAUCCCCUCCCCCCCACUGCUGCUCCACAAUCCUUCACCCCCCAGGGAUGGAGGAGAAAGGGGGGGCGGGGGGGGCUGGUGCUGCAGAUCCCCUCCUGCCUCCCCCUGAACCUCCAAGCUCCUCCCCCCCUCCCAACACAGGUAAGGAGAAGGGGGGGGACGGGGGGGGUUGGUGCUGCAGAUCCCCUCCCCCCCACUGCUGCACCCGCAGCAGAGAGAUGGAGGAGAAGGGGGGGGGCGGAGGGGGCUGGUACUGCAGGUCCCCUCCCCCCACUGCCGCAUCCGCAGCAGGGGGAUGGCAGAUCCCUUCCCCCCCACUGCUGCACCCGCAGCAGGGGGGGAGGUAG
Molecule: messenger RNA, 1095 nt
Organism: Closterium sp. Naga37s-1
Lineage: Eukaryota; Viridiplantae; Streptophyta; Zygnematophyceae; Desmidiales; Closteriaceae
Source: the annotation of a GenBank genome assembly